Drosophila subpulchrella is the source of this 1555-nucleotide messenger RNA. Its product is annotated as angiopoietin-related protein 7-like. The record is from RefSeq and is a predicted model, not a curated record. The transcript is spliced from 2 exons. Bases 152 to 1519 code for a protein of 455 amino acids. Lineage: Eukaryota; Metazoa; Arthropoda; Insecta; Diptera; Drosophilidae.
AGAAGAUUUGGCUGUAUAUACGUUACUACGUACAUAUAUUCUGGGAAUUCUGGGGAAGCGCUUGUGCUACAUAAGCAGUGGCAAUAAAUUUGAACUUGAGAUCAGUUCCGUUUUCGCAGUCGGCGAUAAUACAUUUCACAUACUAGCCGAAAUGAGUCCGCGCAUCUUAGGAAUUUUUCUGAUAACUUCGGUCCUGGAUCAGCUAUAUCUCGUUGACGGCACCAAUGGACUGCAGGAAUCGCCGUCGUCUGAUCUAAAUCUGGAAAGCACUAUUAGAGAAUUGAAUUUAAAGUUGGACUAUUGUAAAAUCCAAUUACAAAUCAAGGAUGAACAUAAUAAGGAAAAAAUUGAACAAAUGGAAACUAUUUACAAGUUGAAGAGUCAGUUAGCAGUCAAUGAGAUAUCAUGUGCCAAGGAAAAAGAAAUGGCUGCAGCUAUUAAUAAUCUAAACAUGAGGUUGGUUAAUGCUGAACAACAACUAAAAUUCAAAGAUGACCUCAUACAAGAAAAAGUGAAAGAAAUUCAGGAUUGUGAUCUCAUAAAAACGAAAGAUAAGCAAAUACUCGAACAAAGUGAAAAGGUUAACUUUAUGACAGUUACUAUAAGUAACCUGCAGAGUCAGCUGGCAAAAUCAAGAGAUGACGUUAAGGUUAAAAUAAAAGACAUUAAUGAUAGAACUGAGGAGGUGAAAAUAAGAGAUGACAUUAUAAAGUCAAAAGAAAAAGAAAUUAGUGAUAAGAGUGAACAACUUAAGAAUAUUGAGGGAAAAAUUACUGUUAAAGACAACGAACUGGAAAACCUGAGUGCACAAAUUUCGACCAAAGACAAUGAAAUCGAUAGCCUUAAUAAUCAGACGAAACAUGAUUUGGAAAAGAUAACUGAAAUGACCGAUGAACUGCACACGUGUCGUGAAUGGGAAAGUUGCCCGACCGGCCGUCCAGAUGGAGUCUACAAAAUAAAUAAGCCCGGAAUAGCUGUAUUUGAAGCUCCAUGCAAUUCGAAUGGCUGGAUGACCAUUCAAAGGCGUCAGGACGGAUCCGUGGACUUCAAUCUAAACUGGGUGAACUAUAAGAACGGGUUUGGAAACUUAACUGGAGAGCUGUUCAUCGGAUUGGAGAAGCUGCACCAGAUGACUAAGGAUAAGCCCCACGAACUGUACAUAAAGCUGAUGAAAUUUAAUGGAGAAUCUGCUUACGCUCACUAUGAUAAUUUUCAAAUCGGAAGCGAGCUGGAAUUCUAUAAGCUAAAAUCACUAGGAACAUGUUCUGGGACAACUGGCGAUUCUUUGAGAUACAGCGAAGGAUUGAAGUUCUCCACGAUUGAUAGCGACAAUGACGGAAUCUCUAGUAAUUGCGCUUUAUCACACUCUGGUGCCUGGUGGUAUAACAAUUGUAGCUAUAGUAGGCUUAAUGGAAAAUACCUAAGAGGAUCAACAGGUACGAUUAUUUGGCAUGGCUUCGGCGGUAACAAUAAUCUUGCUUUUACUCAAAUGAUGAUUAGGCCAAAAUCAGCUUUAUAAAAUUUUAUAAAAUUUCGAUAGUCACACUACCAAUUA